Messenger RNA from Trametes versicolor FP-101664 SS1, 453 nucleotides. RefSeq lists its product as uncharacterized. NCBI's taxonomy places the organism in Eukaryota, Fungi, Basidiomycota, Agaricomycetes, Polyporales, Polyporaceae. The coding region runs from base 1 to 453 and encodes 150 amino acids. The transcript is spliced from 2 exons. The record is from RefSeq and is a predicted model, not a curated record.
AUGGAGGCUUAUUGCGAUGGAGCGACACUGCUCAGCACAUUUCUCAAGGACGCCUUCCCCGCCCUCCGCUCCAUCCACGUCUGGGCCUGCAAGUUACCAAUCCUAUCCUGGCUCCACGCCCUCUCCGCGGGCCGACCCGCACCCGGCGCCCUAAAGACGAUCGUCCUCGACCGCGAGCACGGUUUAGACUGGGAGAACGAAGACAGCCAUCGAUGCUGGGGCGAGAAUAUGGGCUCGAGCGAGGAGAUGGCGCGCUACGCGCGUCCGCUGCCCUCCGACUUUGUGUCCGGGCUGGACGAGCUUACGGUCCGCCUCUACGACUGUCCGGACCCGGGGACGUGCGCCGCGCACAUAGCCGGUGAUAUCUUGCCUCAGAUGCAUGACGUCCUGCGAUUCGAGCAUACGCUGUGCUAUGGGGAAUGGGCAGAGUACACCUUGCCGCCUAAGUGGUAA